GCAUUCUUUGCCUUUCUUUCUCUUGCUUCCUGUACACAUUUCUUUUUAUUUAGACGCAACAUCAAGUAGGAGUCCCUAGGUACCAAAGAGAUCAGAAUAUGUUUAUUUUUUGGAUGUUAUUAUGGCUUAUCGACACCGCCCAAGGAGAAGCUUUGAUCACAGACAAGAAAGUAACAUGUACAUCUUCGAAUAUCGAAGUUGCACUCACUUUUGCCAAAAGUUUUUCUGGAGGCGUUUUGACCGAAAACCCAAGAAAAUAUGAACAAUGCAGGUGGAAAGGUAACGGAUCUAAUUCGAUGUCAAUCAACAUACCACUGUUUAACUCCACAAAGUGCGCCGUCGUAGCCAAUGAGACUAGCGGCACCUACAGUAUCAAGCUAUUAGUUAGUCCUGUCGAUGGACUAAUUGUCGACGGAUUCAGCGCAAUUAACGUUAAAUGUAUCUAUGCAACACAGGACAUUACUCUCACACUUCCACCAAUCUUUAAUGGCACAAAUGCAUUGCAGAUAACUGCAAUGAAUGAUGACAACAGUGUUGUAACCGGAAGCGGAGGCUCCCCAGCUUUGACAAUGCAAAUUCUCGAAGGCCAUGGGAUCAGUGGCUCCCCCGUGGUCAAAGCGGCUGUCGGGCAACGGAUUACAUUGGAUAUAGCUCUUCAGAACACAGCUAUUUAUGAUUUCUACGUUCAUUCCUGCUACGCUCACGAUGGAAGCAAUUCACCCGAUGCAUCGAUCAACAUCAUCGAUUCAAAUGGAUGCGGAGUGCGACUAUCAAGGGCAAUUGACGUGCCGGCAAUGAGUGCGCAACCCACACCGAAUGGCCCAAAACACGUCUAUUUGCAUAUGUACGGAUUUCAAUUCACCUCCAACAAUUUUGUGCAUUUCGAAUGUCAAGUCAAACCAUGCAUCAAGUCGUGUCAUAGAGAGCAAUGCAUCCGUGAGCCGGACACCAAGAUCCCUGUGAUCCCAGCUCAUCGCCGCCGCCGUCACGAAGACAAUUCAACUGAUGUGGCCACGCUUCGUCUUGAGACCGUGCUCGAGAUCUCGCCCCAAUCAACGCUCUCAGCUGCUGCCCUUGUAUCGUCCGAGGACUACGCUCGCCCGGCACAUUGCUAUUCACAACCUGCGCUCAUUGCUACCUGCACUUUCGUUUUUGUGAUAACUGCACUCUUGGUUUCGAUGGUUCACGUGGUUUAUCGGCGAUGGACAAAGUCCGACAAGACAAGCAGUAUAAAUGACAACGACAGCGUCGAUUCUUCUACCAUUUCAUAAUUCAUUACUCUCAUUUCAUUCCAUUUUUCCUAAAUGAUCUUCAUUUUCUGUAAAAUCAUUUUGAUUCGAAGUACAUGUUUUUUCAUUCCACUCUUUUUUUGCCUUUUUGUUAUAAACUCAAUGAAUUCGUAAUUUCUUUGA
Molecule: messenger RNA, 1412 nt
Organism: Caenorhabditis elegans
Lineage: Eukaryota; Metazoa; Nematoda; Chromadorea; Rhabditida; Rhabditidae
Gene: cutl-29
Product: ZP domain-containing protein
Exons: 11
Coding region: 99-1271 (390 amino acids)
Source: RefSeq, marked reviewed